Messenger RNA from Ctenopharyngodon idella (grass carp), 4590 nucleotides. It is a transcript of the gene chrm3a, whose product is annotated as cholinergic receptor, muscarinic 3a. The record is from RefSeq and is a predicted model, not a curated record. Gene Ontology annotation, cellular component: plasma membrane; dendrite; synapse. Bases 961 to 2748 code for a protein of 595 amino acids. Gene Ontology annotation, molecular function: G protein-coupled acetylcholine receptor activity; G protein-coupled serotonin receptor activity. Gene Ontology annotation, biological process: positive regulation of smooth muscle contraction; adenylate cyclase-inhibiting G protein-coupled acetylcholine receptor signaling pathway; saliva secretion. NCBI's taxonomy places the organism in Eukaryota, Metazoa, Chordata, Actinopteri, Cypriniformes, Xenocyprididae. The transcript has 4 exons.
UGUUAUUAACGUCAAGAAUUACAUUAAAUUAGUAGCGUUUGUAACUAAUCAAUUAAACUCUGCAUGCGUAGUGAAGCUGUUUUAUUUUGUAGUUUCAGAAUUGUUUUUGUAAACUUAUAUUUUAAAAAUUUGGUUAAAUUCAUUGUUAGAAUUUAUUUCUGCAACUGACUGAAUGCAUUUUAUUAUAUAAUCAAUAUACCGAAUUUGAUUUGGCUUUUUCCUCAUUAUUAACAAAAACAGUGCUGAACAGUAGGCUAUAGCUUCACUGUUGCAAGCUAUUUAACUACAUUUCUCAGUAGUAAGAUGGUAGUCGAUAGUUUAUAAAUCACGAAGCUAUUCAGUUAAAAAAAAAAAAAAAAAGAAAAGAAAAAAAAUAUUUUCUUGCGUAAGUAGGCUAGCGGGUUGCGUUGACAAACACUAAAAUGUUUCGGUGGAAAUAUUACUCGAAUCUAAUCACGACACGUUGCUGUCGGCUGUUUGGAACCAGGACUAGCGAAGCCUAACCGCGAAUGAUUCUUUGGAGUCUGUUCUUUUCAACGAAUCGAUCAAACUGGUUCCCAAAACGGUCUGAAUCAUUUAGACGGCUCACUCGCGCACUGAUCGUUUGGAGCGGUUACUCAUUGACAGUACUUUAUUGAACACAGAGAAGAACAUGACUGCUGAAUAAAGCGGAUAUUUGCCUACAGUUCAUUGAAAUCCAACCUGCAAACGCAUCUUAUUCUUUGGCAGCGAUAUUAAGUAAAAACCUGCACGUGCACACGUGAACGACUCUCUACUGCAGUGCAGGUCCCAGGCAGUAUGAACCAGACUGAUCACCUGUCUCCAUGCCAACUGAAGCUUCCGGUCGAGGUACACCUAAACUCUCCUGUCAGAAGGUGACCUCUCUGCCCCAAUCCAAACUCUACAGGAAGAAAGUCCUACAGUUUUUGAACAGCGUGAGGAAUAUGCCCGGCCUGCACAAUGGACUCCAACAGCACAGAGUUGGACCUGUACUCUCCAUCCGACGCCCCGGGAAUGGGAAUCUACGCAGAAUCCACUCCGUGGCCACUGCUCCAGAACACAAGCCUCAUCAACCACAGUGCUGUUUUCAAGCUCAAUGGAAGUAAUGUUGGGGUUGAAGGUCAAUCCUAUGAUCCUCUGGGCGGCCACUCACUCUGGCAGGUCAUUCUCAUCGUUGUCUUUACAGGACUGCUGUCCCUUAUUACUAUUAUCGGCAACAUCUUGGUCAUGGUGUCAUUUAAGGUCAACCGGCAGCUUAAAACAGUUAACAACUACUUCCUACUGAGUUUAGCCGUGGCAGAUCUCAUCAUUGGGGUCAUCUCUAUGAACUUGUACACUACCUACAUCGUCAUGGGCCAGUGGGCAAUGGGAAACUGGGCGUGUGACCUCUGGCUAGCCAUAGACUAUGUAGCCAGCAAUGCAUCCGUCAUGAAUCUGCUGGUCAUUAGUUUUGACCGCUAUUUCUCCAUUACAAGGCCUCUGACGUACCGUGCCAAACGUACCACCAGGCGGGCAGGAGUGAUGAUUGGCCUGGCAUGGUUUGUGUCGCUCAUACUUUGGGCGCCUGCCAUUUUAUUUUGGCAGUAUUUUGUUGGAGAAAGGACCGUUCCACCGGAUAAAUGCUACAUUCAGUUUCUCUCCGAGCCCAUUAUUACAUUUUGCACCGCAAUGGCGGCUUUCUACCUGCCGGUGACAAUAAUGAGUGUCCUGUACUGGCGAAUUUACAAAGAGACGGAGAACCGUUCUCGGGAACUUGCAGAAUUACAAGGCUCUGGUGGACGGUUCGGGGGUGUCGAACGACCGCAUUUCCACCUCCACGCUACUGGGGGGAGCUCCAGAAGCUGCAGCAGCUUCGAACUGGGCCAGCCUGGCCACAAACAAAGCUCCUUUCAUGGUCUUAGCGGGCGAUUCCACUGCUGGGGCUGGAAGUCGGGUGGCAGAGAUAAAGGUGGGCCGCACCGGGAGGCAGAUCAGAGCAGCAGUGACAGCUGGAACAACAAUGACACUGGACUUUCAGCCGACCACUCGGGCUCGUCUGACGACGACGAGAGUGCGCCAUCCACCACACGGGCGAUCUUCUCCAUUGUUCUCAAUCUGCCUGGCAUGAGGGCAGCUGUAAGCUCCCAGGUUACUUCUUGUGAGGAUUUAGACAUGGAGGAAGAUCCGUUACGGUCGCCUGAAGAGAAGGAGGGCAGGGAUGGCAGCAUCUCCUGCUCCGUCACCAAUGGGAACAAACGUUUUGUCGGAGGCAUGGGUAAAGUUCAGUCAAUGUCCUCCAUACGGCCUUCGACGGACCCAAACGCAGAUGGCGGCAACGCUACCAUCAAAUCUCCCUCAGCGCCGAUUACUUUCAAAGAGGCAGCUCUAGCAAAGCGUUUCGCAGCUCGUGCAAGGACGCAAAUCACCAAGCGGAAGCGCAUGUCGCUAAUAAAAGAAAAGAAAGCAGCACAAACUUUAAGCGCCAUCCUUUUCGCUUUCAUUAUAACGUGGACGCCUUAUAACAUCAUGGUGCUAGUAAACACUUUCUGCAAUGGCUGCAUACCUGAGAACCUCUGGGCGCUAGGCUAUUGGCUAUGCUAUGUUAACAGUACAGUGAAUCCUAUGUGCUAUGCCCUUUGCAACAAGACUUUUCGUAGCACUUUCAAGAUGAUCCUGCUAUGUCGCUGGGAUCAGAAAAAAAGCAAGCCAAGCUUUCCACAAAGACAGGCUGUGAGGUUUCACAGAAGCAUACCAAUAGACUCCACAUAGCAGCUAGGUGGUGAGGCUAAACUGCUAACGUUAAAAUGUAAGCUGCAAGGGGUGAUUUCUCCAAGUAUCUGUACUAUAUACUGAAGCUUUAAUGUGUGAGUGUCAAUGUGGAUGUGUAGUUCAGUCUCUUAAGAUCCCGGGUCACUAGAUUUUAACAUUAAAAGGCACUGUGAUUUAGUGUACAUAGAGCUUCACAACUGAGCAAGUGCAAUUGCCAUAAAUACUUCCUGUGGACUUUUAUACAGUAUGCCUUUAAAUCGGCAGUGCCAACUUUCAGGAGUUCAGCAGCAACAUAUAAAAAAGUACAUUUAAAAUGGAGACUGUAUAUCUUGAACCUCAGAGAGUUGAUCGGAUGUGAUACUCUCAAUUAUUUGUUUGAAUAUUUUAGGGUUGAAUAUUAGAUAUCGCAUUCUUGUCAAUGAACAGAAACUAAAAUGUGAUUUUUAAAUAAGGCGAUGUAUAUCAAAGUAUUUACGGUGAAUAAUAAUAAGAUAUUUCGUUUUGUAAGUGAAAUUUUCUGAUUUCUGUGAAAGCGUCCCACACAGAGGUUCAGUAUCUUUGCUGUCUUGGUAAGUGUAAGUGUUCUUCUGCAACAUGUGAGCCACAGUUGAACACUUUGUAGGUUUUUUCUCUCCUGUUGAGAUUUUUUUGGUUAUUCAUAAACAGCACUUCCAUAAGCUGCUCUUGUAUAAAGCGUGGUUGUUUACAUUCGUUUUGCUACAAGUAUUUCAAUAGCUAUAAUGUACGUGUUCAGUGCACAUUGAGUUUGUUUGUAUAUGUUUGGAAUGCCUUAUGUUUGAACUUUUACGAUUGUGCACUGAUUAUACUGGGCUAGCUGUGAAAUCAAUUAUGAAAUCUAAAGAAUGUUUUUAUCAUCAUUCAGAAUUUGACAUUAGUGUGCUGGGAUGUAAUUCCAUUUACAACCAAAAUGUUUACUUUAUCACCACAUUAUUUUGGAGGGCCAGGUUUUAAUAUAGUAAGCCAAAUUGGUUAUCUAAAGUAGCUGCAUAUUUCUUUAAUAAAAAGCACACCAAAUUUAGACCUAUCAAUCAAACAUUCAUGUUUCUUCAAUUAAGGGCUCCGUUGGCCCUGUGAAGAUAAUAAAAAAUUUUAAACACGCACAGUUUAAUUUCCCCACUGACAAUGUUCAACAGUGGACUUAGAGUACAUGCAUUGUCAUGUAUCUAAACGUUGUGUAUAUUUAAAAUAUUUUCAUCACAUCUCAAUUGAUGUGUUGUUUUUUAAUUACCUUCUGCAAUGGAAAUCAAAUUUUAAACAUUUGUGGAAUAAAUGGCCUACUCUUUUUCUUGCUAAGGAUAAAUUCAUAGCAUUUUAUGUAUACUGAAAUACACAAUUAAAUACCAUUCUUCACACUUUUUUGUCAAAAUGAAUUAAAUAAUUAAAUAAUCUUUGGAAAUUACACAAAUUUUACAUUUACUAUUCAGUUCCAACCCUGGUGUUUUGAGGAAUUACGAAUAAUUGCCUGAUUUGUAAAUUACUCACCAUUUGUAUUAGAGUAACAAAACUAACUUUUUUAUAUGUUUUUAUGUUUUACAUUGCAAAAAAGGCUGUAAGUUUUGUAAGGCCUUGUAAGAUCAAAGUUAAAAUUGAGCUUCUGUACAGUGUUGUUUGUGACUGUGUUCUCGUUUUGUUCCAAACUGGCUGUGUACAAGUCAAAGUUUAAUGAUAGAGUUACUGUCAGAUUUGUAGUAACUGCUGAAUGUUUCAAAAAUACAGCCCAGUACAAAAUGCAUUUUUUUUUCCUCGGAUUGUUUCUCAAAAUAAAUGUAACAUUUUAAAAUGCAUUGUUGCUCUUAGUAAAUACACAACAUAUUUGUGGAA